Prunus dulcis (almond) is the source of this 399-nucleotide messenger RNA. RefSeq names its product nucleobase-ascorbate transporter 6-like. Gene Ontology annotation, molecular function: transporter activity. The record is from RefSeq and is a predicted model, not a curated record. Lineage: Eukaryota; Viridiplantae; Streptophyta; Magnoliopsida; Rosales; Rosaceae. The transcript is spliced from 2 exons. The coding region runs from base 1 to 399 and encodes 132 amino acids.
AUGAGAUUUUCUAAGCCUGUUAACCCUAAACUGUUUGGGCGUGCAGUUUCUGGUGGUAUGAGCUUCAUCCAAUUUUGCAACCCAAAUAGCAUUAGAGUUCACUUCAUAGUAGGCUCUUCAUUGUUUUUGGGCAUUGUUGUGCCAUCGUACUGGCAUGAGUCUCUCCUACCUUCUGGAGUGGGAUCCUCAUGGUGGAGCUGCACUAUACAAGUAUUUUGCUCAUCUUCGGCACUAGGUGCAGCAGCUGCUAUCGUCAUGGAUUACAUCGUGACUCUGGGAGACCAGUCAUUACGAAUAGAUAGUGGAAGAGAUUGGUGGGCACCUUUGAGGAACAACGGAGAUAUUAAUACCGCUUCGUUCUAUUCCUUCCCUAAAAAGGCGGUGGAUUUGCUACCGUGA